AUGAGCAUCACCGAAAACAUGCAAUCGACUCCACUGCCCACCAAAUCCCCAGCAAAGCAGCUGCCGCAUCGUCCAGUCCACCGCAUACGUCGCGGUCAGAAGCUCGAUGAAGUUGUCUCCUUGUCCGAGCAGAGGCUCACUCGCUUCGCCUCAGCCUCGUCUGGAAGUAGUGCAUCGCAAUCCAUCUUCGCGCCCACAUCGUCGUGCUCAUCAUCAUCAUUCGGCGGUGCUUCUGGCCCAUCCGCAUCUUCCUCCCACAGCGCCGGCGGUGACAGCCCCUUCCAGUUGCAAGAGUAUUUGGCCAUGUUGGUGCGCCGCGAUCCUCACAAUGUUGAGGCCAUUACCGCUCUUCCGACGGAAGGGGACAUCGAGUCGUCCAGCUCUGCGACGGACAAGGGAAAAGCCAAGGACGAGCUCGAAGACGACGGCAUCUUCCAGAAUGUCGACACCGACGUGUGGGUGUACGAGCAGCUUCGUCGUCUCGUCCUCGACCUCACAACGCCUUGGCUCACCUCACUCCAACAGGAAUGCGACAAGCACGCUCGACCCCAGACCUGUGCUGCCAUGAAUGCAGGUGACUGGAUGUACCUCUGUGCCUCGCACGGCGAAGAAAAGCAGUGCUGUGCCAUCGACUACAUGGUCCACACGCUCGACGGUGCCACUUCCCUGCUCAACUCGGCGCGUCAUUUCCCAAGUCGUACCUACGUCCCCAAUACGAGCCUGCGUCAUUUCGGCAGUAUCGCGCGACGCCUCAGCCGCAUCUUUGUGCAUGCAUGGUGCUAUCACAAGGACGUCUUCCUGGCUUGCGAAGCAGAGACCUCGCUCUACCUGCGCUUCUUCGUUCUGGUCGAGACGUACGAUCUCACGGCUACCGACAAUCUGCCCCCCAAACCUGGUCACGGUCCCGCCGCUAGCGGCAGCAGCAGCACCCUCGACGACAGCGCUACUGCGUACCAAGUAGACGAGGCGGCCGAGUUCUCCCGCGGCACCUCCACGGCUCCACUCUUCACGCUCAACGGCACUACCGCAAAGAGGGAGAGGAGCGGUACAGCGGCUAUGCGCUCGUCGCUCGCUCAGAGCUUGCAACAGACUCCACUGUUCCAGUCGCGGCCGCCACAAACCCAGCAGGAGGACUCGUCGUCGACACACGUGGAUGCAGUUGGGCUGGUGCCACCGCCAGCGCCUAGUCCACGACCAACGGCGAUCUUGAGCAGACCCGAUCACGAGGAGGGGGAUGACGAUGCACCUGCGUGGUCUUCGCUCGCCAGUCAGGGCGUCAAGGUGGAAGAGCGGAGAGAUGACGCCGAAGAAGAGGAGGAGGAGGAGGACGAAGAUGAGGAGGACGGAGAGGAAGACGCGAAUGGUGAAGAAACGGAUGACCGCACGCAGAAGAUUGGACAGAGGACGGAUGACAACGAUGCCACCAUCUCCUUGCGCGGUGUCGAUCUGCCUGCUGGCCUCACCGCCGCUAGCAACGGGUUGAUGGAGGAGGAUGCACAGUCGAACCCCAUAAAAACAGCCGAUUCUGAGCAGACCCACGCGACAAAGCCAAGCAUGGAGACUUCUUGA
Messenger RNA from Sporisorium graminicola, 1569 nucleotides. RefSeq lists its product as uncharacterized. NCBI's taxonomy places the organism in Eukaryota, Fungi, Basidiomycota, Ustilaginomycetes, Ustilaginales, Ustilaginaceae. Gene Ontology annotation, cellular component: cytoplasm. The record is from RefSeq and is a predicted model, not a curated record. The transcript has a single exon. Bases 1 to 1569 code for a protein of 522 amino acids.